This is a messenger RNA of Spodoptera littoralis (African cotton leafworm), 216 nucleotides long. Lineage: Eukaryota; Metazoa; Arthropoda; Insecta; Lepidoptera; Noctuidae. The record is from the annotation of a GenBank genome assembly.
AUGGAGGGAAGGUUGGAGCAGCUAGGUCUUUGGGUGUUCGACGAUAGGGCUGUGGUGACGUGGUCAUGUGUCGGCAGCAUCAACGGGCUGGCGUUGGCGCUGGGCGGUAGCGGUGCAGGCAGCCCUGCAACGGCGAACGACUCUCGGGACCAGACGACGACUUCAUCUCGUGCGCCUUCCCCGCCGCCAAACGAGAGGCAGCAGCACUCCAGGUAG